Molecule: messenger RNA, 1561 nt
Organism: Bombus pyrosoma
Lineage: Eukaryota; Metazoa; Arthropoda; Insecta; Hymenoptera; Apidae
Gene: Smn
Product: survival motor neuron protein
Exons: 6
Coding region: 677-1447 (256 amino acids)
Biological process (GO): mRNA processing
Cellular component (GO): cytoplasm; nucleus
Molecular function (GO): RNA binding
Source: RefSeq, a predicted model, not a curated record
UCUCGUUCUGUGGAACAAAUAGAAAUGAGCAGAGUAUCUUUAUCUCUAUCUGAGACAUUCAGAGUGUGUCACGCAUACGCUGAACCUGAAGAAAACCUUCUUGUCUUCCAUUCACUUUCCAUUUCCGAACGGUUUCUUCUAUAUUUGUUUAUAUGUUCGUGAUUGAUGCUAUUGACAACAUAUUGACAACAUUGACAACUAGAGAAAAAUACGAAUAAUGAUAAACAGAUGUAUAAUUCAUUAUGCAAUUCUAUAGAAUUAAAUCUUAUUUAUCUUCAGAUAUAGAAACUAUAUUUAUUAGCUGAAACACUAACGCAUAUUCGAUACAAUAUAAUCUACUUAACAAAUGUAUAAUGUAAUCUCGUUUUAGUUGUAAUAUGUGAUUAAUUCUUUUGCUAUUUCGCUAUGAACAGUUUUUUGUGCAUAUAAUAUUUUUUUAUAGUAUCCUAAUAGAUUGUCAGAUAUUGUAAAGAAAAUAAGAUACAGUUACUAAAGUCUGGGAAUAUUCAAUGUUAACCUUACUUCAAAAAAUAAUCUUUCGAAAGAAUGGGGGAAUAGAUUUUUAGUAUUAUAGUUGGUAUAAUGCCACCAUUGUUUACAAUGUGUUACAGUUAAAGAAAUGAGACAAAUUAAUAUUUCAGAAGCAAAUUCAAUAUUUAAAUGAUGUUAUUUUAAAAUGGCAGAUGAUAUGAAUGUUCUUUUUAUACGAGGGAAUGGAAACGAUACAGACACAGCCAACGAUAAUGUUUGGGAUGAUAGUGCAUUAAUAGAAGCAUAUGAUAAAGCAAUAAAUUUAGCAAAAGAAGAAGUUAUCAAGCGAAUGGGAAUGGAUGUUGAAAAUUCUCAACUGAAAGAAAACCUACAAAAUUUUAAGCAGCCUAAACACGCAAGUAAAUUACACAAGAAAUGGAUUAUAGGAGCACCUUGUCGUGCAAUAUACUCAGAGGAUGGAGAAAUUUAUGAAGCUAUAAUAUCAAAAAUUUAUGAAAACAAUGGAACUUGUGUUGUAAAAUUUGUAGGCUACGGUAAUACAGAGAAAGUCGAGUUGAGUUCUCUUUUAGAAUCAGAAGGUUUGCAAAGUCAAAUAGCACAACAAAAGAAAGCUGUGGAGGAGAAAUUCUAUGAAGAAAAUGAUGAGACUUGUGAGACUAAUUUUUCUACAAAUGUAAAUUCGAAAAAAUAUAAUGGAGAAAGAAUGGAUUGUGACUCUGAAGAAGCAAAUGCUUAUAAACAUCAGUUCAUAGCGGGACCAUCUUUCAAUUCGAUGACUGACAUAAUGCCACCUGCACCUCCUUUACCACCGCAAUUGAUGGCCAAAUUACCAGACAAUGAUACAGACGCACUUUCAAGUAUGUUGAUGUCAUGGUAUAUUAGUGGUUUUCAUACAGGUUAUUAUCAUGGUUUGAAGCAAGCAAGAAACAAUCAGGAGAACAGGAAGAACUGUUGAUUAUAUUAAUUUUUUUAAUAACAAUGUAACGAUAAUAUAGAUAUAAAACUCAUUGUAUUUAUUUACUUUGAAUUGUAAUAAUAAUUUCAACUGAUAUUAAUACAUUGUAGAAAA